Messenger RNA from Sphenostylis stenocarpa, 516 nucleotides. Lineage: Eukaryota; Viridiplantae; Streptophyta; Magnoliopsida; Fabales; Fabaceae. The record is from the annotation of a GenBank genome assembly.
AUGCACUCGUUGCUUUCAUCUUCUUUGUAUUUCUGGGUUUCCUCCAAAUCAGAUAUCCCGAGAACCGCACCCCAUUUCACCUUCAUCCAAAAGACCAUUUGGGUUGCCAUUACUACUUUCAUUGCUUAUUAUUGCUUGGCCUCCUUGGGAAGGCUCAUGUAUGCCAUACGGGAUCAUCGCUUUGACACCCUCAUCAACUUGUCCGGUUCGCUCUCGUUGCUUUGCUUGGUGGUGCUGUUGCUACCCGAAGCUUGGGAAUCAUUCGGUUUCGUUAUCUACACCGUAUGUUUCAUCACUCAUGUACUCUGCGAGUUCAUCACCAAUUUCAGAGAGGUCAGGGUGGAACGUGGACCAAUGAGGAGGGUGGUGCGUCCAGUGUUACCAAUACCUCAAUGGAUUUCAAUUAAUUGCUACAUCACUGGGUCUAAUUCAGCGUUACUUCCUUUUCUAAUUCUAUAUCUUUUCUCGUUUUUGUUCAAUGAGUACAUGCAUGAAGUCCAAUGUUUCAAAGCAUAG